Molecule: messenger RNA, 4026 nt
Organism: Anopheles maculipalpis
Lineage: Eukaryota; Metazoa; Arthropoda; Insecta; Diptera; Culicidae
Product: restin homolog
Exons: 6
Coding region: 154-3972 (1272 amino acids)
Source: RefSeq, a predicted model, not a curated record
CAGCGGUGUCGGGGCGAGUUUGUCGGUCAACUGUACGGCGGUCGACCAAAAAUAGCUCAGUCUAAGCGAUUACUGCCUCUCGAAAAGACAUCCUGCUUACGCUUUGUUCGUGCUGUUUUGCUUUCCGUCUCUGUUUAAACUACGUGGUGAAAAAUGGGGGGCGUACAGUCGGCCAACGAUGGCCGGGAAAUACAAACAUCCGAAAGACAAUCCUCAACCCCACUGCCAACCCAAACUACUACUCUCCCGGAGAAUGAUGCUGCAAUGAAAACAGAUGACGAAUUACACGCUGCAAUCCCGCCCGUCGACGAUGACCCUGAGGAAAAAGACGAUCAACAGCGUGCACCCGAUAACGACGCUACAUACGACAGCGACGAUAGCAUGUCGGCAAAGUGCAGAGCGCGAAAGAUGACAACCGAGUUGGCUAAUUUUCGACGCGACCUACAGCAAAAGCGACAGCUGCACCAAUCGAAGCUGGGAGCCGUGAAGGAUGAGCUGGAGCAUCUGCGCAAAGCGUUGGCCGAGGAGAAACGCCGUAACCGAGCACUUAUCAAGUACUUCCAGCAGCAAGAACACCACUUAGCACAGCAGACACACGACGAAUCAGCGCACGAACAGCACGGUGUAGGGACGACCAUCACCACGUUGCCGUUGUGUGACGUGCGUCGGGAAGCGCUGGAGAUCGUCGCCAACGGUGAGAACGCACUGGAACCGGCCGAACGAGUGAACGCGGAAGCUGCGGUAAAUGAACCGCGAGAUCAGAGUUCAUCGGCCCGCGGACAAAGCGUCGAACGGUUGGCGGAUGACGAACGGUUGGUGCUGAAGCGAGAGCUCGCUGAGUCACAGCACGCGCUACAGUGCACAACCGGUGAGCUGCUAGAGCUACGCCACGAGUUGGCUCAGUUGAAAGCGCAGCUUCGCACGCAACAGGACGAAGCGUUGGAAGAGAGCUCGCGACAGAGCGCUGUCGGUCGCACACUGAAAGCGGAACUGGCCGAGACGCAGUUCCGUCUGCAGAUAUCCCAGGCGGAGGCACUAUCCCUACAGACCGAUGUCGAUCAGCUGCGCAAUCAGGUGAAAUCACUCAAGGACGUAAUUAAGGCUGGAAAGGAGAUUAUCGCGAUAAGGGAGGAUCAAGUCGAACAGCUGAAAGGAAAAUUGCGCCAGAUCGAGGACACUUUGCAGGAGCGCGAAUUGCAAAUUAUGUCCGACGAUCUCCGUCGGGAGUAUGAUCGACAGCUGACAAACAUCCGCAACCUAAGAGAUCUAUACGAAGAGCGUGAACGUGUCUCGAGAAUGGAGCGCGACAAUUUGGUCCGCCAGUUGGACCUGAAGAAGAACGAGCUGGCGACCGAGCAGGAGAAAAAUAAAAAUCUGGAAGCACUGGUGGAAAGUUUGCAGACCGAUCUUACCCGGCUGCGAACGGAGCUGGAACAGACGCAAGAAAAACUGUCCCAAUCGCAGGCCGAAUCGAAGCAGCUGCAACUCGAAAUGAGUGUUGUCAAUCAGUUCAUUUCAAAGUUCCUGCUCGGGAUGAGUCGUAAACCGGCUGCGAGCGAUAUCAACAUUGACAAGUUGGCCGCAGUGCUGGAAGAACAUCGAGAUCUUUUGAUCGAGAUGACUAAAGACGAAGCGGAAACCAUCGACACGGGAGCAUUCCUUCCGCGAGCGCUCUACGAUCUAAUCACGGAAGUGGACGAAGCGAACGAACGUACCGAUGAAAGCGAGGUUGCACAGGAUGCACGGAUUGAGCCAGAUGCGAGCGGCGAGGAAGAGUUUACGGACGUGCAGAAGGCAUCUCCGGAACAGAUUGCUGACAAGUUGCCAAAAGUCUGGCGGGUGCUGAUUGAGUUGGUGAACCAUCAGGAACGGGCUCAAGCGGUACCGUUUGUGGAAGGAGGAGAGAGUGAAGAAUGUCUCAAGUCGAUACAGACACGAAACGGACCGAAAACGGUCGUUAGUGUUAGUAAGACGUACAUCAAGCUGAAGGAUUUGAUACUGGAGAAGAAAUCCCUCAAGAAGGAAACCAAUCGAUUGCGGACACUGAAUUCGCAUCUAGAGCGAAGGCUCGAUUCGCAGGAAAAACGCCUCAGUGCGGUGAGUCUGGAGCUGACAAAGACAUGGCAUCUGGUGGGAAAAAUGCAGCGCCAGCAUCGUCAGCUUCACACUCAGGAACAAAUACUACGUUAUCAUCUUCAGCAAAAACGCCGACUGCUCAGCGAACUCAAGGAGGAGCUUGAGUACUGCCGUCUGAAGUGGUCGGCCGCACGAGAGAAAAACAUCGAGUCCGAGGAUCAGUGGCGGUCGCUGAAGGCGGACUUUGCCGCACGUCGAAAGCAGGAUUCGAUCAACAACUCUGGAGAGAGCGGAUACAGUGAUGAGCAACCGUCCGACGAGGAAGAAGUCGUAAAGCGGAAAUCAAGUUUGGCUAAUCAGCAGCUCUCCAGCACCAGCGCUGUAGCUGUGGAAUCGGAGAAAUGGAACCAGAUGGUGGGACGAUUGGAUAAAUGUUUUGUUGGUACUUCCCUGUCCAAUAUCUACCAUCUCACCGUCACUAGUGUGCUGCGAAGGGCACACAGCGAGUCAGACAUGAAAUCGUUGGAGAAUGUCGAACGAGCGAAUCGAUUCUGCAAUGAAAAGAUCGAAGACUUACCCAUCUUCCCGUUCGAGGAAGAUGAAGCCGGCCCGGAAGAACCGGAAGAGAUUCCUGUGGUGCUGCGAAAGAAGCGUAAGUCAGCCUCGAAAAAGGGUAAGAAAAGGCACAAUGAUGCGGGUCAGCCGGAAUCGGCACAGGAUAUGUUUCUUCGAUUGAUGAACCUAGCGGAGGCAGGACAGGAGGUCGGGGUAGAGGACGAGGAUGGGGAGGAAGAUGAUGCCGAGGAGCAGGAGCUUGAGCGUACCGGCACUGGAAACGAUAAUGCCGAGGGCGAAUACAGCGAAAAUGAAAGUGCAAGUGAGCUGAGUGAGGAAGAGCUCGAAUGUUUGGAGUUGGCAGUAAUGGACGAACGUGCCGAAUCCUCGGUUACGCAGGAACGCCUCGAAGGACCGGAUGCCGCGUCACACACCGACGCCAAUCGGGAGCUGUCGAGUGAGGAACUAUUUCAACGGAAACGGGAAGCACGUUUGCAAAGAAUGGCCGAGCUCAAUUCCACGUUGGAUCGAUACUCGUCACCCACACCGUCAGCAUCCCCUUCCGAAGCUCCACUAACGACACAGAACGUGGGAACGAGUGACACCUCGGAUAAGACUGACGACCAGGUAGUGCUGAGUGAGGAAGAACAGAAAUACCUGCAAAGACGUGCCGAACGGUUGGAACGGCUUGAACGAGAAGCGAAGGAGUUCCGAAACAGACUUUCGAAAACGGUCCACCGGGGUACCGAAAUAUCGGCCCAGAUCGAUGAGAUCCACAACGGAUUCAUGGCUCGACAAUCAGAAUCGUCUCCCAUGCCAGGAUGCUCAGGUGAGGCACAACAAACGACCACAGUGGACCUGUCCUGCCUCACAGACAAAGAGCGUGAGUACACAUCGGCACGGGCAGAACGGCUCGAACGGCUCGAAAACGAAAGUCAGAAGCUGCUAAAGCAAAUGAAUCAAACGAUGCGUCGGGGUAGCAGUCUUACAACGAAGCUCGACAUGCUACACACUCGCUACGGUUCCCCAGCGGCUAAUGAACCGGAAGCAAGCGUCGAAACUACCCGCCCAGAACAAAUGAAACCGGCCAAUGAAUCUGUGCCAAUGGAAUCCCACACAUCAGAAUCGGUGGAUUUGUCAGUUCAGCAGGAGAACGUUCCGGAGCAGGAACAGCAAGACUACAGCAGCGUUGCCGGACCUUACUUGCCCAUGGGACCAAUAGAACUAGUGCUAGUGUCUGACGAGGAAGUAAUGGAAGAAGUAAGCAACCUUUUGGAAAAUGAAAACGUUUCACAGCAUAAUACUUCUGAUGCUUCCAAUGAAAACAGUGAACAAUCUUAGAACGGGAUAACUUACGAUCCCAAAGCUACACCUACCUCGUACGAAAAGACAUCC